GAAUCCCUCGACAGGCUCCUCCUGAAGGCUCUUCAUCUCCAACAUGAGUGCUUUCUGUGAACUGGCUACGUGAGUGGGGUCGUGUUGCGCCAUACUGAACUAGAGUGCCAUUCGGGCCCCGCACAAAAGUUCGUGAUGGGUUCGAAGUCACGACGUCGGUCCCGCUCCAGGUCCAGGAGCCGAAGCCAGAAUCGGCGGAACAGGUCCAGAGUAAGCAGGUCUCGAUCUCCGGAGGAAAGGAGAGGCCGCAGUCGGUCCGCGGACACGAAAAGAACCGCCCGUGCUCGCGUACGGUCCGUCAGCAGGGACUCUAGCGGUGGCUCUUCUGCCAGACGUCGGCCUCAACACAGGGAGCGUCCAGGUUCCAGAAGCGGCUCUGAGAGCGACAGGAGGCGAGGACCAAAUCGCCCCAGGAGCAAGUCGAGGGGUCGAUCAUCAAGUUCUGAUUCAGAUGAUCCCAAAAUGAGGAGGAGGAGAAAGGAAAUGGAGACCCGACGAGGAACAUCUCCAGAGAAGAGAAGGGGAAGGUCCCUGUCCAGCUCUGACUCCCAUGAUGGAAGCAGUGAUAGAGAAAGAAGGAGAAGGAGAAGUCCUGACAGAGGGAGUCGAGCCAGAGACAGUCAGAGGAGGGAGCUGGACAGAGAGAGAGAGAAGUGGAAGAGCAGUAGCAGAGACAGGGAUAGAAAAAGAGAGAGAGACAGAAGCCAAGAGAAAAUGAAGAGGAGUGAAGACAGGGAGCCAGGGAGGAGUGAAAGAAGCAAAGAGAGGGCCAACAGAGACAAAGGGAGGCGGCGCUCUAGUUCACCUGAGUCGUCUGAUAGCUCGGAGUCUGACUGUGGGAGCCGCGCAACUAAAGAAAAAGACGAGAAGAAAAAACAAAAGGAAAUGAUGAAAGCUCUGGAGACACCAGAAGAGAAGAGGGCCAGAAGAUUGGCAAAGAAGGAAGCAAAAGAGAAGAAAAGGAGAGAAAAGAUGGGCUGGAGUGAAGAGUACAUGGGGUACACGAAUGCAGACAAUCCCUUUGGUGACAACAACUUAUUAGGCACAUUCAAAUGGCAGAAGGCAUUGGAUAAGAAAGGCAUCGGCCAUCUCGGAGAAAAAGAGCUUAAAGAAAGAAACAAAUGUAUUCAGGAGGAGAACCGCAGAGAGCUGCAGAAGGUAAAACAGCUUCGUCUGGAGCGGGAGCGAGAGAAAGCCAUGAGAGAGACGGAGCUGGAGAUGCUGCAGAGGGAGAAAGAGGCAGAGCAUUUCAAGACCUGGGCUGAACAGGAAGACAAUUUCCAUUUGCACCAGGCCAAACUACGGUCUAAGAUUCGAAUUCGUGAUGGUCGUGCCAAGCCCAUUGACCUUUUGGCAAAGUACAUCAGUGCAGAGGAUGACGAUCUUGCCGUGGAGAUGCAUGAACCUUAUACCUUCCUCAAUGGGCUCACAGUCACUGACAUGGAUGAUCUGCUGGAGGACAUUAAGGUGUAUAUGGAGUUGGAGCAAGGGAAGAACGUGGACUUCUGGAGAGACAUGACAACCAUCACUGAGGACGAGAUCAGCAAACUGAGGAAACUGGAGGCCUCUGGGAAAGGACCAGGUGAUCGUCGUGAGGGCAUCAACACAGCUGUGAGCACUGAUGUGCAAACAGUGUUCAAAGGAAAAACAUACAGCCAGUUGCAGGCACUGCACUUGAACAUUGAGGCAAAGAUUCGAGCUGGAGGAUCCAAUCUUGAUAUUGGUUACUGGGAGAGUCUGCUGCAGCAAGUCAGAGUCUAUAUGGCCAGAGCCAGGUUGAGAGAGCGACACCAAGAUGUGCUGCGUCAGAAGCUGUGCAAGCUGAAACAGGAACAAGGAGUGGAAAGUGAACCUUUGUUCCCCAUCAUCAAAGAGGAGCCACGGAGUGAGGAAGAUGACAGGGAAACAGUGGGAGGUCAAACCAGGGAGACCACAACAGAAGAACCCAGACAGUCAUCAUCUUCCUCCUCCACUAAAAGUAAGAAUAGAGAACCAGAAGACGAAGAAGAAGAGGCAGGCCCAUCCACAUCCAAUGCAGGAAACCAGGAUGAGGAUGGAGGAGAAGAGGGAGACAGGAAGGAUGAAGAGGAGAAGGGCGAGGUGGUGGAGGCUGUGUUAACGGAGGAGGACCUGAUCCAGCAGAGCCAGGCAGAGUACGACUCGGGGCGCUACAGUCCUACCCUGCUCAUGUCUUCUGAGCUGCCGCUGGACACACACACCAUCACCCCAGAGGAGGACAUACACAGGCUGCAGCUGGCACGCAGACAGCUACAGGUUACCGGUGAUGCCAAUGAGAGCGCCGAGGACGCUUUCGUACGUCGGGCCAAAGAGGGCAUGGGCAACGAUGAGGCCCAGUUCAGCGUUGAGUUCCCGGUCACGGGGAAGAUGUACCUGUGGGCGGACAAAUAUCGCCCCAGGAAGCCCCGCUUCUUCAACCGGGUCCACACAGGGUUCGAAUGGAACAAAUACAACCAGACACAUUAUGACUUCGACAACCCUCCGCCCAAGAUCGUCCAGGGAUACAAGUUCAACAUCUUCUACCCAGACCUGAUCGACAAGCGCUCCACCCCACAGUACUUCCUCGAGCCCAGUCCCGACAACAAAGACUUUGGGAUUUUAAGAUUCCACGCGGGCCCGCCGUACGAAGACAUUGCCUUCAAGAUUGUGAACAGGGAGUGGGAGUACUCACACCGACACGGCUUCCGCUGUCAGUUCGCCAAUGGGAUCUUCCAGCUGUGGUUCCACUUCAAGAGGUACCGCUACAGGAGAUAGAGGCCACAUACCAGGACGGACCAAGAGCCCAGUCACUGGGUUUUACCACACACGGUGUAUUAUUGAGGCUGUACAGUCAAUUUGCAUUGUUGUAUCGUUUCAGCUGCUGUCACAGAAAAGCAGUUUGUUAAAGACACACAUCACUCUGUACUGUUGUCUGAAAAAGUAAAUUGUAAUGUAGUUUGAAAAUUACACAUUAAAGAUUUUUUUCCCCAUUUUUACU
Xiphias gladius (swordfish) is the source of this 2995-nucleotide messenger RNA. RefSeq names its product cactin (gene cactin). The transcript is spliced from 11 exons. Lineage: Eukaryota; Metazoa; Chordata; Actinopteri; Istiophoriformes; Xiphiidae. Gene Ontology annotation, biological process: mRNA cis splicing, via spliceosome; negative regulation of innate immune response. Bases 136 to 2772 code for a protein of 878 amino acids. The record is from RefSeq and is a predicted model, not a curated record. Gene Ontology annotation, cellular component: cytoplasm; spliceosomal complex. Gene Ontology annotation, molecular function: protein binding.